Arabis nemorensis is the source of this 447-nucleotide messenger RNA. The record is from the annotation of a GenBank genome assembly. Lineage: Eukaryota; Viridiplantae; Streptophyta; Magnoliopsida; Brassicales; Brassicaceae.
AUGGAAGAACUAAAGAAUGAGUUACACCGAGCACAUGACGAUGAUGCUACUACUUUGGAGAAAAUCAAAGAUAUUAGAAGACGAUUGUGCACUGCAUUCCGUGAGGAGGGAAAAAUUUUGGAGCAAAAAAAAUCGGCAACUUUGGCGGAAAAAAAAGAGAUCAAAAUACAAAAUUCUUCCAUGCUAGGAAUCGAAUCUUUCGUCUUAAAGACUGGAAUGGAGCGUGGGCGGAAAGCGUUCUGGCAAUCGAGCGAGUGGCAACACAAUACUUUCAGGAACUCUUCACCAGCUCUGGUCCGCAAGACCAAGAAUCUUCACUCCGAUUUAUUACCGAGAAAGUUUAUGAUACAACAAAUCAAAAUCUUACAAAGGACCCCACCGAAAAUGAAAUUAGAGAGGCUGUGGUUGACAUUAACCUGGAUAAAGUACCAAGGCCAGACAGCGUGA